Penicillium longicatenatum is the source of this 2121-nucleotide messenger RNA. RefSeq lists its product as uncharacterized. Lineage: Eukaryota; Fungi; Ascomycota; Eurotiomycetes; Eurotiales; Aspergillaceae. The record is from RefSeq and is a predicted model, not a curated record. The transcript is spliced from 5 exons. Bases 1 to 2121 code for a protein of 706 amino acids. Gene Ontology annotation, biological process: carbohydrate metabolic process.
AUGCGCCGCUUUACGUCUCAGGUCGCUAUUUUUCUGUUGCUCGUUGUUGGAGCCGCAGCGAGGAUUUCUCCCGCUCAGAGACGGAAUGUAGUCCGCUCGUUCAACCCGCACCGUAACGUCAGCUCUUCAACAACGCCCCUGCAGGUUGGCAAUGGCAAUUUUGCGUUUGGGGCAGAUAUUACCGGUCUACAGACAUUCUCGCCUUUCGCCAUCGAGAGCUCUUGGGCUUGGCAUAAUUUCAGUUUACCUAUUACUUCUAAUCAACCCUCUCCUUCUGAUUUCACAGGGUUAGACUGGUGGACGCAUGAUCGAUUUGUCAAUUAUGAUAUGCCCAACCCAGCCGAAGAAGAUAUUUCCAAUUGGCUCAUUCAAAAUCCUCAAAGACUGAGCAUAGCCAAUAUCGGCCUUUAUUUCCCGGGACAGAAUAUCACCGAGGAAGAUUUGCUCUACAAGUCCCAGGAUUUAGAUAUCUGGGAAGGAACUAUCCAGUCCUCGUUUCGCCAUAAUGGAUCCAAGGUCUCUGUCCAGGUUUGGUGUCACCCAGCCGACCCUACUGUAGGAAUACAGAUCAAGUCGGAUCUGCUAGUUUCUGGAGGCUUGGGCGUUUUCUUUGAUUUUCCCAGCUCCGACACUAAUAAAUUUGACGCACCUUUCGUUGGCGUGUGGAAUGAUAACACCAAUAGCACAGUGCACAUGAAAUCGACACCUGGCAUGGCCUCGUUUGAGCACGUCCUUGACAAUAAUAUCAACCGACUGGGAGUUAAGUGGAAUGCCAAGGGCACUGUCUCUGGACCCUUGGCUGGGACAAAUCGAUUUAUCCUCACUCCUUCAGGGUCGAAUACUCUGCAGCUUGUGGCGGACUUCCAGUCGGCUAGCAACACUCGCUAUGACCUCCCAUCAUUUGAGAGCAUUGCGGCUGCGUCCAAAGAGUGGUGGGAGGAUUACUGGACCUUAGGUGGUUUUAUAGACUUGUCAGCCACUGAUAAUGUCAAUGCCACUGAGCUCCAACGCCGCAUCAUCCUCUCACAGUACCUUGUUGCAGUGAAUGAGGCGUCAAAUAACCCUCCUCAAGAAUCUGGACUCGUGAAUAAUGGGUGGUACGGAAAGUUUCAUCUUGAAAUGUUCCUAUGGCACAGUUUACAGUUUGCCCGGUGGGGACACUAUGACCUUCUUGCCCGUAGUGCCCCGGGCACAUAUAAAAGAUUUCUCCAGUCCAGCAUCGACAGAGCCAAAGCACAAGGAUAUGAGGGAGCCCGCUGGGGAAAGAUGACCGACCCGACAGGCCGAAGUGCCCCAGGUGAGAUAAACGCGUUACUGAUCUGGCAACAGCCUCACGUCAUGCAUUUCGCCGAAUACGCCUACCGCGCCGUUCCCAACCAAGACACACUACAAGAAUGGGAUGAUGUAAUAACAGCCACUGCCGACUUCAUGGCCUCAUAUGCGUGGUGGAAUGAGACAACCAAAUUAUACGAUCUGGGUCCUCCAAUGUACCCGGUCAGCGAGAAUACCAGCCCUAACAGUACUAUCAACCCGACCUUCGAGCUUGCAUACUGGCGCUUUGGUCUGGAAAUUGCUAUUCAGUGGAAAGAACGUCAGCAAGUCUCUGUACCGGAGAAAUGGGUGACCGUGAGAGAUAAUCUCGCUCCGCUUCCUGUUAUAGAUGGUGCCUAUGCUGUUUACGAAGGUAUCCCUGAUAUGUGGAAGGUGAAUAGUACCACCGUACAGGAUCAUCCGGCCAUGAUUGGCAUUUAUGGCUUGCUUCCACCUCCGUUGACUGGUACACCACUCAACCUGACUACUAUGCGGCAUACUGCUAAGCUUAUCAAGGAGCUUUGGGACUUAGGGGAUUCUUAUGGGUGGGACUUUAGUAUGUUAGCUAUGAACAGUCUGCGUCUUGGAGACAUGGAUCAGGCCAUCGCGUAUCUUCUUGACCCUUACUAUGUUUUUGACGAUGCUGGAUAUGCUGAAGGGGGAGUUCGGGUCCCCACUCCGUACAUGCCUGAUGCUGGCGGUUUGUUGUUGGCCGCUGCUAUGAUGGCUGGAGGCUGGGAUGGAAACGAAGGCCCUCAUUUCCCUGCAGAUUGGGACGUCACUGUGGAAGGCUUCAGUCCCAGCCUCUGA